Frankliniella occidentalis (western flower thrips) is the source of this 2805-nucleotide messenger RNA. Its product is annotated as peroxidasin homolog pxn-1-like. Gene Ontology annotation, biological process: response to oxidative stress. Gene Ontology annotation, molecular function: heme binding; peroxidase activity. The coding region runs from base 2 to 964 and encodes 320 amino acids. The record is from RefSeq and is a predicted model, not a curated record. The transcript is spliced from 3 exons. NCBI's taxonomy places the organism in Eukaryota, Metazoa, Arthropoda, Insecta, Thysanoptera, Thripidae.
AAUGCGCCUUCUUCUUCCUUCAGGUCGGGAUCAUGCCAUCCGCCCUUACAACGACUACCGCGCGCUGUGCAACCUCAAGAGAGCGACCACGUGGGACGACCUGUCGCGCGAGAUCCCCGCCGAGGUGAUCGCCCGUCUGCAGCGCAUGUACCCGACCGUGGACGACAUCGACCUGUUCCCCGGAGGACUGUCGGAGCGGCCACUCCAGGGUGGGCUCGUCGGGCCCACCUUUGCCUGCAUCAUCGGCAUCCAGUUUAGGCAGAUCAGAAAAUGUGACCGUUUCUGGUACGAAAACGAUGACCCGGUCAGCCGUUUCACUGAAGCUCAGCUGGCGGAGAUCAGGAAGGCGACACUGUCCAAGAUUCUCUGCGCCAACCUGGACGCCGAAAGCGACAUGCAGCGCUCGGCCCUGGACCAGCCCAACAACUUCCUGAACCCCCGCCUUCCGUGCCACUCGCUGCCCAGCAUCGACCUCAACGCCUGGCGGGAGACCCACCAGGGCUGCAACAUCGGCGGCCGGUCCGUGGCCGUGGGAGAGUCGUCCCUGCCGUCGCCCUGCACGUCGUGCAUCUGCACCGAGGAGGGCGCGCAGUGCGCCUCGCUGCGCAUCACGGACUGCGGCCAGCUGAUGCGCGAGGCGAGCCGCGACUCGAUCCUCCGCGACGACGUGUGCAUGGCGCAGUGCGGCUUCCUCCUCGAGCCCAUCGACGCGGCUGCGGCGCCGGCCUCCGGCCCCGACCUGGGCCCCUCGCAGCACAUCGAGUUCACGACGGCGCCCAGCCGCCGGCCCGGGUCCGGGCGGCAGCUGCCCCCGGAGCUGCUCGCCCCGCCACCACCCUUCCGGAGAGGGCCCGGCGGCCCACCACCACGCGCCUCCCGGAGGAACCCCCGCGUCCUGAGGCCGCCGCCGAACGGAGGCUUCUCGGGGCUCAGGAUUCCAGACUUCUCCAGCAUCAUCGGAUGACGGGAAGGAGCUCAAAUGAAUUUGUGAUAAAGGGAAUGCCAUGCUAUUCCCGACCUUGCUCUUAGUGUGCUCUCCACGGCCGACCACCCUGCCUUACCAGUGAGAAAAGUGUCGUUUGGACAACGAUUUGACACUCAUUGAUGCAAAUCACUAAGUUAUUGUUUUCUGCCAUUUUCUAUUAUUUUACAUCUUAUUUAGUCUUGCAGCUCUCAAUCAACUUCAAAGGCCUGAGUUCAAACGAACAAAAGUGAUACAGGCGAGGGAGGUACAACAGCCGGUGGUGGAAGUUAGUAUAUCAAAGAGUUGAGGGUCAAAUAGUCGAGAGUAGAGACGUGCUUCAGGCGGGACUGAAUGGCACGCUAGUGACUGACGACGAGGACAUAUACGAACAAUGGCAAAUGGAAAGCACCAUAAACAAUUUUUGGCAGAUGCGAAAUUCAUAUCUGAAUUUACGUCCAACGUAUAUUGUCGAACUAGAAGACUGACCUUUUUUUUUGUUUUGUAUGUUUUUGUAGAGUUUUUUUUUCUGUAGGGUUUAAUACUUAAAAGAGAUAGUGGGACACAAAGUCAUUGAGGUGUCUCACUGUUCUCACCUUCUUAUCUCUAUGCCCCUAUUUGUAAUUAUAUGUGGCCUGACUUGUUAUAACAUGAGAACAGACUUGGCAGGAAACGUAUUUUAAGAGACAGUUCUAAUUCUUCUUCUGAGUACUGAACUAUUAGGGAUUGGUUGAUUUUUCUUUCCUUCCCUUUUCCUUGCUCUUUGAUCCGUUUCCUUCUAAGUCUACUCCUGGCAACAAAAAGUUUCAAUAAUAAUUUUCAUUACUAACAUUUUGCCUCUCAUCGCUCUGUACAUUUGCAUUGUGUACAUUGUAUACAUGUAUACAUAAUUGAAAUAUGCUCAAGGAAUUUAUUUUUAACUUACUUCUUAAAACCACUUUCUCUAAUGUAUGUAUAUGUGUCAUAUUUGUUUUCUUUUGUAAAUAUUAUUUGUAAUACAACAUUGUAAUAGUUAACAUGUUGAGUGCAUAUGGUUUUUCAUUCAGCUUCUGGGAAUAUUGUGACCACACUCAAUGUGUUAAUUAAUGGUUCUUUUGUACAGAGGAUGCAGUAGAGUGGGAUACUCUGAUUUCGGAAGUUUGAACUUGUCAUUAUUAGUUUCAAGGUACCUAUGGCUUUGUACGUACAGAAUGUAGCAAUGAAUCAAAGCAAAAUAUUAUCCUAGAAAACAUUGUCCAAAUUGGACGUGUAUAUAGGUCUACAGACCUGCAGGUCAACAAGAGAACUAUGUGUGCCAAGAACCUCUAGAAAGGGAAAAUGAAGUAUGUAAAUCAGAAUCACAUCAAAUAAAUUAUUGUGAACAAUAAUUUUCUUUUUUACAAACAGACUUAUUCAAAAGUACAGCAUACUUUCCCACGCCUCUCCAAAGAAAAAGGGGGCAGAGCAGGCAAGAGUACAAAUGGUUAUAACUGGGGACUGGAUGGAUGCCUAGGCUUCACAACGGACAUUACAAAAACAAAGUUGUGUGAAAAAAAGGCCAAACAUGGAAAAGGUUGACCAGCAUUUAAUUAAUCAGGCAGGUUUGAAAGUUGCUGCACUAAUUGUAUUACUUUAUCUGCUAUACAGAACAGUUCAAAGUCAAAGGAAUGACAGUACAGCUAAAUUGUUGAAGUACUAUCUCUGGCUCAACGUUACUACAAAAAAUCCCUACAAAAUGCUAAAAACUUUAAUCCAUGAUUGGUUCUGAUGAUGAGCUAAACGACGCGUCACAAAAUUUGCAUGACAAGCAAAUAAAGAUUUGAUCAGAGAGCUUCUAAGAAUAGACAGAUAAUAAAUAUUAUAAA